Phragmites australis (common reed) is the source of this 1096-nucleotide messenger RNA. RefSeq names its product transcription factor PCF1-like. Gene Ontology annotation, molecular function: sequence-specific DNA binding; DNA-binding transcription factor activity. Bases 153 to 698 code for a protein of 181 amino acids. The transcript has a single exon. Lineage: Eukaryota; Viridiplantae; Streptophyta; Magnoliopsida; Poales; Poaceae. The record is from RefSeq and is a predicted model, not a curated record. Gene Ontology annotation, cellular component: nucleus.
UAAAUGUACAAUUUUUUUGCAUAAAAACCCAAACCGCUUUAUAAAUCACUCCACCCCGGGGCCAAGACGCCACGGCCCUAUCCCUAUCCGGCUAUCCCCAUCACCUCCUCCCCACAGCCCUGUCCACCAACACAACACUUCGUACGAAAGCCAUGGCCUCUCGCGACGCCGCCACCUUCCAAGUCUACCGGCCUAUGCCCGCGCCAACGCCAACGCCAUCGCUAAUGCCGUUGACGGCUGCGGCGCCCGCCGAUGCCGUGGCGCCUGCGCCGAAAAAGCCGAGUCCGGGCACGGGCAAGGACCGGCACAGCAAGGUGAACGGGCGCGGUCGGCGCGUGCGCAUGCCGAUCGUGUGCGCGGCGCGCGUUUUCCAGCUCACCCGCGAGCUGGGGCUCAAGUCCGACGGCCAGACCAUCGAGUGGCUGCUCCGCCAGGCCGAGCCCUCCAUCCUCGCCGCCACCGGCUCCGGCACCACCCCCGCCGUCUUCUCCUGUUCUUCCGCCCCGUCCACCUCCUCCCUCCUCGGCAAGCGCCAGCGCGAGGACGUCCACGAGGCGCCGCCGCCGUUCUGGGCAGCCCUGCAGGCGCGGCGCGUGGAGUGGGGCCUGUCGCCGGUGCAGGAGGCGGCGCAGAGUCACCACCACAACCUGCUCUCCGUGCUCUCCGGCGCCACGAGGCCGUCAGAGGAGUCCCGGUGACUGCCGGCCGCAGCUCUGCUACGUGAUUGCAUGCGUCGACGUGUGGCAUGCCGUGCUAGCUCUUUUUUCCGCUCCCUUCCGUGCAUCCUCGGGUGCAUUGCGUGUGUUUUCUUGUGAUUUGCGGCGUGAGAAGAAUAAUUGAAGAAUCAAGAACGCGAUGGGAUCGAUCUACAAGGUAGCGGUUGUAGAUAGCAUUCGUCAGGUUUGUGCUUGUUGUGAGCUUGUACGUGGUUCUGUGAUGUGAUCAGUGCUAUGCAUGCAAGUUGCCAACUGAUCUAAAUUGCUUGCUGUUUCUCUAGAAAUUAAACAUCGAGAAAGAUCGCUAUACGUUCUCUUGAUGCAGAGAUAAUGCAUUGCUGGUGAGACUGGCUUGUCCUGCAACUGUCAAACAAUGAUGA